Molecule: messenger RNA, 447 nt
Organism: Lepus europaeus (European hare)
Lineage: Eukaryota; Metazoa; Chordata; Mammalia; Lagomorpha; Leporidae
Gene: LYZL6
Product: lysozyme like 6
Exons: 4
Coding region: 1-447 (148 amino acids)
Biological process (GO): fusion of sperm to egg plasma membrane involved in single fertilization
Cellular component (GO): sperm flagellum; acrosomal vesicle
Molecular function (GO): lysozyme activity
Source: RefSeq, a predicted model, not a curated record
AUGGCGGGGCCGCUACUCCUCUCCUGGGCCAGCUGCCUCCUGGUGGCGAACCAGGCCUUCAUCAUCCACCGCUGUGACCUGGCCAAGGUGCUGCACGAGCAGGAGCUGGAGGGCUUUGAGGGCUACUCCCUGAGCGACUGGCUGUGCCUGGCUUUUGUGGAAAGCAAGUUCAACACUUCAAAGGUGAACGAAAACGCAGAUGGCAGCUCUGACUACGGCAUCUUCCAGAUCAACAGCCACUUCUGGUGCAACGAUUAUCACAGCCACACGGAAAACUUUUGCCACGAGGACUGCCAAGACAUGCUGAGCCCCAACCUGCUCUCCUCCAUCAGCUGCGCAAAGAAGAUUGUGUCCGGGUCAAGGGGCAUGAAGAACUGGGUAGAAUGGAGGCUGCACUGUGCAGGCCGGCCACUCUCCUACUGGAUGACAGGAUGCCACCUGGGAUGA